CAAAUAAUAUGCUCAAAAUAACUUAAUCUUUUCAUAGUCAUAAUGCUAUAAUAAAUUUGCUGUCAAACCUUGUUUUAGGAAAGACAGAGAAACAAGAAGAAUGAGGAUAAAAUGGUGUCGUACCUAGACUUCAAGAGCUAAAGAAACUUAGCUGAAGACUAAGCUAGCUUAUUUUCAUUGGACUCCCAUGGCCCAGCGGUCCUCUUCCAAUAUCUUGCAAGAUGACAGGAACCAUAAGAGAGCCACUGGACGGUCUAAUCAACGAAUCCGAUUUCCUAGACUACGUCGCUGUUUUGGAAAACUGCACCGAUGAGCACCAAAUCUUAUUCAAGACGCAGUACCUCCCUGCGAUCUACAGCAUCAUCUUCCUUGUGGGCUUCCCGGGGAACACCGUGGCGAUUUCCAUCUACAUUUUCAAGAUGCGACCCUGGAAGAGCAGUACCGUCAUCAUGCUGAACUUGGCCUUGACCGACCUGCUGUACCUGACGAGUCUUCCUUUCCUCAUCCAUUACUACGCGAGUGGUGAAAACUGGAUCUUCGGGGACUUCAUGUGCAAGUUCAUCCGGUUCGGCUUCCACUUCAACCUCUACAGCAGCAUCCUCUUCCUCACCUGCUUCAGCAUCUUCCGGUACAUCGUCAUCAUUCACCCAAUGAGCUGCUUGUCUAUUCAGAAGACGCGGUGGGCGGUGGUAGCUUGUGCAGGGGUGUGGGUCAUCUCAUUGGUGGCCGUCUCGCCUAUCACUUUCCUGAUCACAUCAACCACCAGGACCAACAGGUCUGCUUGUCUUGACCUCACCAGUUCAGAUGACCUCACUACUAUCAAAUGGUACAAUCUCAUUUUGACUGCCACCACCUUCUGCUUGCCCUUGGUGAUAGUGACACUUUGCUACACAACAAUUAUCAGCACCCUGACUCAUGGGCCUCAGACCCACAGCUGCUUUAAGCAGAAGGCCCGGAGACUGACCAUUCUGCUGCUCCUCGUGUUUUAUAUAUGUUUUUUACCCUUCCACAUCCUGAGGGUCAUUCGGAUUGAAUCUCGCCUGCUUUCCAUCAGCUGCUCCAUCGAGAGUCACAUUCACGAAGCUUACAUUGUUUCUAGGCCAUUAGCGGCCCUCAACACCUUUGGAAACCUGCUGCUAUAUGUCGUGGUCAGCAAUAACUUCCAGCAGGCAUUCUGCUCCAUAGUGAGUUGCAGAGCCAGUGGGGACCUUGAACAAGAAAAGAAAGACAGUUGCUCAAAUAACCCUUGAGUCAACGUCACUUAGUGGAGGCUAGGGAGAUGUCUCAGCGGGCACAGACAGUUCUUGACACGCAAAUGCCGGGAUCUGAAAAAGAAUCCUCAUAAUCUACUUAAAUUGGCAGUGGUAGCAAGAACCUGCAAUCCCAGGACUCCUGUGGUAAGAUGGACCUGGGGCAAGAGAAUUCCUACAGGCUCAAGGGCCAGCUAGUCAACUGUAUACUGAGACUAACCUCAAAGAGACCUUGUUUCCAACAAGAUAGAAGACAGGGCUGAUCGUUACACAUGUAUUUACUCCCCUCCCCCACAACCGGGAACAUAUCAAUCACACAUACACAGACACUCAUCAAAUAUUGAACAAUCAAUAAAUCAAUCAGUGCCUCCUGAUAAUUUGUACAGAGCUUCCAAGAGGUCUUCCCUCAGUAGAACAUUUAGUAACUACAGUAUAUUCAGGUCAUUAUGAGCCAAAGCCAUGGACAGGACUCUUAGGAGAUCUUUGCAAUAUUUUUUUUAGAUCUUUGGUUAGAGAAUGAGACACAUGAGUGUCCUGGACGUCCCAGAGUUUUAGAGUGAGGAUGGGACACCAAAUACAACGGAAGUCAAGGGUCUCCUUUCACAACUCGUUGCCUGUCUUUCGUACCUUGAGGCCCAUGUUUACUGAAAUCCUAGAUUAUACUAAGAUUCACUUGUGCCUUCCACAAUACCUUCACAUCUAGGGCAUUUAUGACUUCCUUUCCUUUCCUUUCCUUUUUCCAUGAGAUUAUUGCUCUGAGUGUUGCUUUCAGUUCUAGUUAGGUCUUUAGAUGGAAGGAAGACAUUAGGACACACUUGAAACAGGCCCAGGGACCUGACUCAGUCGGUGAGCGCCUGUUGCGCAUGUCUGAAGGCUUGAGCUUGGUCUCUAGAACCUAGAAGUAAAAGCCAGGUGCCAGUGGCAUGCACUUGGAAUCCCAGAUCUGGGCAGGCAUUGUAACAUGAGGGCCGGCUUGUUGGGGUAUCUGUCCCUCCCAGUACCCCACAACUGGCAAGCCACAAAGAAAAUCACACACAG
This is a messenger RNA of Myodes glareolus (Bank vole), 2288 nucleotides long. RefSeq names its product oxoglutarate receptor 1 (gene Oxgr1). Gene Ontology annotation, biological process: G protein-coupled receptor signaling pathway. Gene Ontology annotation, cellular component: plasma membrane. Gene Ontology annotation, molecular function: G protein-coupled receptor activity. Lineage: Eukaryota; Metazoa; Chordata; Mammalia; Rodentia; Cricetidae. The record is from RefSeq and is a predicted model, not a curated record.